AUGACUGAAGAAUCCGUCAAAGUAUCCACCGCCGUAGCAGAAUCAAAUAAACAACCAAAUCAGUUAACAACUGAAGAAGAAGAUCGACUACAAUGUGAAGCUAAUGAAGAUAGUACAGGCAGUGAAGAUCUAAGGUUGUUUUUAAAGGAAUUACACGAAAAGGUGAAGGAAGAUCAGCAGCAACAGCAACAACAACAACAGCAAUUCCAACAGUCACAGCCCUACAAUCCAGUUAUUCCUUCAUCUGGACAACUACUACCACCAGCUUAUCCAACUGGUGCCGGUGAAUUUUCUAUUGAUGCAACAUCUGCGUCUCAUUAUUCAUCAUCACAGUGUAAUAAUUUAAAGGAGGCGGAGGCUGGAUUAAUAGCCUAUCGUGGAAAUCAUCCUCACCCUCAGCAUCUAAUUCAACCAGGAAAUCAUGUUGUCCAAUAUCAAACUGGUCCGGUUAUUGAGCAAGCUUAUCAUACAUCUGUUGCCGAAAUCAAUGCACAAGAUGUUGUCCCUGAUGGUGGUUGGGGUUGGAUUGUUGUCCUUGGCUCAUUCUGUUGUAUGGUACUAGUCGAUGGUGUGUGUUUCACUUAUGGAUUACUGCUAAGUCCUGUCUGUCCAUAUUCUAGUCUACGUGCAAUAUCACGUGAUUGGAAGUCGAAUGAAACUGGUCCAAUUAGAUAUCCACGUAGUGAUCGUGUUAAUCAUCCAACUGUUGGCAGUUGUAUACCAAUAUCUGAAUUAGGUGAAGAUUUCAAUGUACAAGAAAGAUCUAUUCUAUUAACACCUGGUGCUUUAAUUGUUGGAUUAUAUUUAUUUCUUGGUCCAAUUGUUAGUGCAUUGAGUAAUCAAUUCGAUUUUCGUCCAGUUGCUAUGGUCGGUGCAAUUAUCUCUACUAUAGCAUUAUUUAGCAGUGCAUUUGUAGUCAAUAUUGAACAGUUUAUAUUUACAUUUGGUAUUCUUGGAGGCAUUGGUCUAUCAUUUAUCUAUUUACCAGCUAUAGCUACUGUUGGCCAUUGGUUUCAACAGAAACGUCCCCUUGCUGUUGGUUUAGCAUUAUGCGGUAGUGGAAUGGGUUGUUUAAUUGGUGGUCAAGCUAUCCCACGGUUGAUUAUCUUAUUCACAUGGCGUGGUACAUUGAUUAUACUAGCAGCAGUGUGUUUUCAAUGCCUAACGCUUAUUUUAUUGUUUCGACCAUGGGAUGUACACUUUCAGAUAACACAAGCACAAAAAGCUAAGCGUAUAGUUCGUGAAGCUGAACGUCGAGCUGCUGCCCUACGUCGGGCUGAAGCAGAACGCCUCAUAUUAGAGGCUAGAAAGCGUAGAUACUUGGCUGCUGUUGAAGCCGCUGCCACAGCUCAAGCUGUAGGCAUGAAAAAGCAUUCUCUGGUUAAUAAUCCCACUUUAAUGAAUAACAAUAAAUCUGGAGUAUAUCAAACAACUGAAUAUCGUGUAGAUCCCACGGGGGGUACUGUCGGAGCCGGUGGUGUGAUUCAUAAUCGAUCACAACCACCUGGUUUCGGAGGGGAUAAUUCUCGAACGAAUGCAUUUGGUGGUGUCGGCGGUGCUGGUCAUAAUCGUUCAGUUAGUAAUCAGAACACUGGAUCGGGUAGAAUGGCUAGUCGUAAAAGAGCUCCUAGUCGUAGAGUUAUAGUCUAUAGAGGAUCAAUUAUGCAACGUAUAAUUGAAGAGAAACGCCGACAACGCACCAUAUCUGUUGGCAGCUUAGAUGGUAUGGUAAUCACAAGAGAUAAUGAAUUAAUAGCAGCAUCGAAAAUUAUGAAUUAUGAUAAACCCUUACUUGAUCCAAUCACAGUACAAAAGAUAUCUGAAAAUGUAGCACGUAAAAUUGAAGCAAAAUUAAGUAGUACAGCUCUACCGAAUUUAUCUGCUAUCAGUGAAGCAAUCCCUCCACCUCCACCCACUACUACUGGUAAUACUGGUGCUGCUGUUACAACAUCCGGUGGGAAUUCAACUGUAGAAAGUCGAGCUGGUUUUCGUGUGAGUUUACCUCAAAUUGUACAAGAAUAUAUUCAAUCUCAGCUAUCGCUCAGCUUACAACAGCAACAACAACAACAAUCUCAAAUACAAGCAAAACUUUCCUCAAGUAUCAAUCCAUUGUCGAACAAUAGUCAUCCAUGUACAUCAAUUGAUCAGAUGAUCUGCUCUCCAUCGGUUCUACCAAAAUUAAGUACAGCUAAUGUCGCAGUACAUGAUUUCACUGUACACCCAACAAUUAACACCAAUGAAAGUAUAACAAAUGUAGAUGGAAUCACUGGGAAUAUUCCUUUAACAGAUAAUACCCUCCCUGUUAAUCAAUCAAAUCUUCCAAUUAUUAGUGGUGGAUCAAUAAUUGCAUCAAAUUCACCUGUUAUUAAUCUUAGUGGUACCGGUAUUGUUUCCAAUACAAUAGCAGCAGCACCACCAGCAGCAGCAACAACAACAACAGCAACAUCGAUCGUCGCACCUGCUACAGUUGUAGGUUCUGGUAUAACAAGAUUACAACCAUUGCAUUCAAUGUCUGAGAAUGUCAGUCUACGACGUACCACUUCCGAUGCAAGCUUAGAAUCACGUUCUACCUCUGCCUAUGGUGUAGAUCCUAGUUAUGCUGGUGUUGAUAUAUUGGAUGAUGAAAUGAAGGCUGAUAUUCAAAUGCUUGUCCGUAAAGAAAUGUCUAGACCACAGUAUAAAAAAGAUUUUUUCUAUACUGGUCCAAUACGUCAAAUUGAUCCGGUAAAUAAAUUAUCUAGCGCCAAUCAUAAAUUAAGUAUUAAUCUGCCUAUAAUCCCAGCAGUAGUAGCAGCAGCAGCAACAACAACAACAACAGACAGACCAAAUCGUUCCUCGACAUCAUUUCGCCUACCGCCUGCUAUCUUACCACAGGAUGGUAAACAAGAGCAUUGUAGCCAGACGAAUUUAAGCGUUGUCAAUUCAACAAAUUUAUUUAGUAACCAGUUCAUCCCACCUGCUCCAUGUCCACCGAUUCCUAUGAAUCAACAGUCGAUUGUAUAUACAAAUAUUCCAAUGGCUGGUUUAUCGCCUCAAUUCCCUAUACCUUUGGACAACAAUAUGAAUCAAGGUUUACCGAAUGUGUACAGAGAAAGAUUUGAUUCGAUAGCAUCACAAAAUAGUAAUAACAUGGAAAUUUUAGAUAGUCUUAAAUUUCGUGCAGCUAAUCAAACUGGUGACUGUGAAAAAGGCUACUACGAAGGGAUAACAGGCACAACAGCCAUACCACAGCCACUGCCGCCGCCGACAACAACAGCGACAGCAAAUGCUGUCAAUAUACAACAACAACAACCACCGCUUCCUGAAGAUAUUUCCGAUUUCGGUGGUGAUAUUGACAUCGACGGGGAUGAUCUAGGCGUCGGGAUAGAUGAUGGGGAUGAUGUGGAUGUGGGUGUGGAUGUGGAUGGUUGUGACGAAUUAAAUGAUGAUUGUGGUGUUGACGAAGAUGAUGACGACGAUAAUAACGCUGAUUUAAUUGACGGCCAGUUGAAUCAUCAAAGUACUCUAUGUCCAAAGUGUUUUCAACAUUGUAAUCGAAUCUGUCAGAAUAUAUUCUAUUGUUGUUCAGCAUGGAGUCCUCUUGGUGCAUUUAUGCAAGAUUUAUUAUCACCGAAAUUAUUGUUAAGUCCAACAUUUCUAUUCUUUCUUUUCUCAAGUAUGACAGCUAUGCUAGGUUUGGUUAUUCCCUUUCUAAUGUUACCCGAUUUAUUAUCUGAAAUGAAUUGGAAGCUAGAAGAUUCUGGUUUUAUCAUAUCUUCGAUUGGUGCAGGGAAUACAUUCGGACGAUUAUUUGCUACAUUUUACAUUGAAAAAGCUUGGUCAACAACCUAUAAAUGGGCUGAUUCUUUAUGGAUGAAUAAUAUCUCUUUACUUUUAACCAGUAUAACAGUAUUUACUCUGCCAACUAUACGACGAUAUUAUACUGCUGUAGUUCUAGUCUCCUGUGGUUUUGGAUUAUUUUCAGCUGUAUUUGUAUCACUGAAAAGUAUUCUAGUCGUUGAAUUAAUUGGAAUUGAUCGUUUGACUAACGCCUUCGGUUACCUGUUGUUAUUUCAAGGCUGUGCAGCUGCUAUCGGUCCACCAGUUGCAGUGAACAUAGAUAAAACAGAGGUGAUGAAGAUUCUUAGCCAACACCAACAGCAACAACAACAACAGACGACAGUCAUUCACCUACCUGAGAAGCAUCGUUUCAACUGCAGGCGAAUGGAACUGACGAGGAUAUCAAAGCACGAAUCGGAAAAGCAAGACAGGCUUUCAUUACUCUGAAGUCUGUGUGGAGGUCAACAUCACUCAGAAUCAAAAAUAAGAUCCGGAUUUUUAACUCCAAUGUGAAGUCAGUGCUACCUACUAUACGGAU
Trichobilharzia regenti is the source of this 4357-nucleotide messenger RNA. NCBI's taxonomy places the organism in Eukaryota, Metazoa, Platyhelminthes, Trematoda, Strigeidida, Schistosomatidae. The record is from the annotation of a GenBank genome assembly.